UCGAACACCUCUCACAAGCACAAGCCACCCCCCAAAUAUGAGUCCAAGCAUCCCUUCCGAGGCCAGCCAGCCUCUCCCCGCUAGUUCCACCGUGGCCCAGAGGAAACAAGCCCACGAGCUCAGAAAGACUCUCAAGCCGCUGUUGGAGAAGAGAAGACGCGCUCGUAUUAAUGACAGUCUGAACCAUUUGAAGAGUCUCAUUCUGCCCCUGGUUGGCAAAGACAACGCGCGCUACUCCAAGCUGGAGAAAGCGGACGUUCUGGAAAUGACCGUCCGCUUCCUCAGGGACCUUCCAGCAUCUCCCGCAAAAGACCCCGCAGAAAGUUACCGAGAAGGUUACAAAGAGUGCCUCCAGCGGGUCUCGGCUCUGCUCCCUCAUAGCAGCCUCAACCAGGACGCAUGCGAGCGGGUCAGUGACUUUGUGCGGCGCUCCAUGUCCGCCACGGUCAACCCGUCCUGCCUCAACUGCUGCGCGCAGACCUCCAGGGCUCUCCCCCACAUCCAACAGAGGCUGCUGAGCCUCAAGUCCGGCUUGAACUCCACGAGGGCCGAGAGCCAGCCUCAAUCUCCGCCGGUGGUCCCGGCGCAACAAGUCCCUCCUGCCGUCAGCGCUGACAUGUGGAGGCCCUGGUAGAUUCAACGGACGCUUGUUUAAUGCUUUAUUUAUUUGGAGACGAUCCACUUAAAACACGCGUAAUGAUUAAGAUGAGCGGUGGGCGCCGCUGUGCUGCGUAAUGUCAUCCAGCGGUUGGUUAAUUUUCGGGUAAAAUAGAGCACAGAACCCAAAGAAACUGUAUCGUUUGCUCCGUUUUUAUUAUUGCAAUCCUCUUUGGGGUUUCAAAGGCACGGGUUGUCGACAACACUUUUUGUAAAACCCCAAGGGUUACUCGGUCGGAGGUUUGCACGAUGGACUUAAAAGUAUUUUGGUCUGUGCAAAAGAAUAGUCUGUAAACACUAUGUGUUAAAUGAACGUGUUGGAAGCAUGGCGCGAAAAUGUGAUGUCUGGAA
Messenger RNA from Hippocampus zosterae (dwarf seahorse), 1008 nucleotides. It is a transcript of the gene hes2.1, whose product is annotated as hes family bHLH transcription factor 2, tandem duplicate 1. The transcript is spliced from 3 exons. Bases 38 to 634 code for a protein of 198 amino acids. The record is from RefSeq and is a predicted model, not a curated record. Gene Ontology annotation, cellular component: nucleus. Gene Ontology annotation, molecular function: RNA polymerase II cis-regulatory region sequence-specific DNA binding; DNA-binding transcription factor activity, RNA polymerase II-specific; protein dimerization activity. Gene Ontology annotation, biological process: regulation of transcription by RNA polymerase II; regulation of neurogenesis; anterior/posterior pattern specification. NCBI's taxonomy places the organism in Eukaryota, Metazoa, Chordata, Actinopteri, Syngnathiformes, Syngnathidae.